Messenger RNA from Oppia nitens, 2382 nucleotides. It is a transcript of the gene polo, whose product is annotated as serine/threonine-protein kinase PLK1-like. Gene Ontology annotation, biological process: regulation of cytokinesis; protein phosphorylation; mitotic cell cycle. Gene Ontology annotation, cellular component: centrosome; spindle pole; cytoplasm. Gene Ontology annotation, molecular function: ATP binding; protein binding; protein serine/threonine kinase activity. The coding region runs from base 526 to 2298 and encodes 590 amino acids. The record is from RefSeq and is a predicted model, not a curated record. NCBI's taxonomy places the organism in Eukaryota, Metazoa, Arthropoda, Arachnida, Sarcoptiformes, Oppiidae. The transcript has 5 exons.
AAAUUUUUGAAAUACUUGUUGACCGUUGACUCUGAUUGAGAGUGCAUUGCAUUGAAUGUAUUGAAUGUAUUGAAUGUAUGGCUAAGUCAGUGACAUGUGUUUGUGUGGGCACACAAUGCAUACAAUAGACUGACAAUAGUGUAUAAACUUUAACAUAUUAUACACUACAGUAUAGUCUAUAGUCUAAAGGGUUGAGUAAACGUUGCAAAUGAGCACUAAAUUUGAAAACUUGUUUAAAAAGACAACAACUUUUGAGUCGGACUUUAACUCAGUGUCUAAACGACUGGCGAAGGCAUCGAUCGUUUCAUUACUUUUAAAAAAACCGUUUUUAACGACAUUUCCUAUGAUUUCAAAGUUUUUUAAAUACAUUUAUUUUAAUAUUUAAAUGAAUGAAUCAGUCGUUUAAUUGCAAUUAGUUUUUAUCAUAAUUUAAUGGUUUUCAUACCUUUUUUAAACUAAGUUUUAACGGUUUUAUCAAUUUUUUUAAAUAAAUACUUUUAAUUGUGUCCAUUAAUUAUCAUUGAAAUGUCUCGCCGUAACGAUCUCAUGAAGAUUGAAAUACCUGAUUUGGUAAUUGAUCCCAAAACACGAAAACAGUAUCGCAAAGGAAAGUUCUUGGGAAGGGGAGGAUUUGCCAAAUGCUAUGAACUGAUUGAUACAUCUAAUGGUGUUAUAUAUGCGGGUAAAGUGAUCGCCAAAUCACAGUUAGUCAAACCCGACCAAAAAGAUAAGAUGACUCAAGAGAUAACAAUUCAUCGGUCUAUUAAUCACAAACAUGUCGUUGAAUUUCACACUUUCUUUGAGGAUAAGGACUAUAUUUACAUUAUCCUCGAACUCUGCAGUAAAAGAUCGUUGAUGGAAAUGCAUAAAAGGCGUAAAACUUUGAAUGAGUCUGAAGUGCGAUAUUAUGUGCACCAAAUUGCCUGCGCUUGUAAAUACCUGCACGAGAAUCGCAUUGUGCACAGGGAUCUCAAGUUAGGAAACCUGUUUCUCAACGAUAAUAUGCAACUCAAAGUCGGCGACUUUGGUUUGGCCACAAAAAUUGCUUCAGAAGGCGAACGCAAACUUACACUUUGCGGAACUCCUAACUAUAUCGCACCGGAAGUUUUAUUCAAAAAGGGUCACAGUUUUGAAGUGGAUGUUUGGUCUUUGGGUUGUAUUGUAUACACACUAAUCUGUGGCAAACCUCCCUUUGAAACUAACGACUUAAAGGACACAUACAAACGAAUCAAAUGUAAUGAAUACAAGAUUCCGGUUCACGUACCAUCAGAAGUGGCCAAUUUUAUUAGCAUUUUACUACAAUCUGAUCCCAAAAAGAGACCCUCAAUGGCUGAGGUGUUAGAUCAUCCAUAUCUAACAAAGAAUUAUAUUCCGUCACGUCUUCCAGUAUCCUGUCUUACAGUAGCUCCUCGUUAUGAUUCUCGGCUUUCAAUACUUCCAAAUGACGCGCGAAUGUCUCCACGAAAACCAUUGGGAGAAAUGGCAUACAAUGGUAUGACUAAGUCUCCUGAGAAGGCUUUAGUCAACAAAUAUAACGAACCAAAUCUGCGACCGAAAGGAAAUCUCGAUUCGGCGCCAAAAGACUAUUAUUUGAAGGAUUUGAGUAAUCAAUUGCUUCAUCUUAUUGCACAAAAACCUGCGGAUUUGCCUCAGAUUAUGGAAGAUGAAGCCGAAGAUCCUGUUUCUUCGCCCAUAUUUUGGAUCUCCAAAUGGGUCGACUAUACUGAUAAAUACGGUAUUGGCUACCAAUUAUGCGAUAAUAGUGUUGGCGUUUUGUUCAACGACAUCACCAAAAUUGUUCUCAUGUCUGAUGAAUCAAAUAUGCAUUACAUUGAUAGAGACGGCAAUGAGAGAUAUCAUAAGUUUGAUUCGUGUCCAAACGAUAUUCUUAAGAAGUUAACACUAUUGAAGUACUUCAGAAACUACAUGAAUGAGCAUUUGUUGAAGACUGGAGAUAAGCCAAAACCUCGUGAAGGCGAUGAUUUGGUGCGUUUACCACAUCUUAACAAUUGGUUCCGAACAAGAAAUGCUAUUGUCUUUCAAUUGACUAACGGAUCCGUUCAGAUCAACUUUUUCCAAGAUCACACUAAAUUAAUUCUAUGUCCAUUGAUGGGUGCCGUCACUUACAUCAAUGACAAGCGAGACUUCAAGACAUAUAAGUUUAGUUUGAUGGAGAAGUAUGGCUGCAGUAAAGAGCUGUUCACUCGUGUCCGAUAUGCCUAUGAUAUUGUCGACAGAUUAAUGACUCAUAAGCUUAGCUCUAACACAAAGACCGGUUCAAAGCGAAGCGGUAACUGAUUCCUAUGUAAAGGCAAUCAUUUUAAUGUUUUAUAUAUUUUUAUUUCUCUUAAUUAUAUAUAUAUAUUGUAUAUCACUAUAUUU